UCGUAGGAGCAAGAAGGGGCGUAAUUAGCCAAAUGAGUAGUUCACCAAGUUUUAUACAUAAAUAUUGGCAGUGGACAAUGGAAUUCACUGAGGUAUUGCUGCUACUGAUUACAUUGACCCUAGUGAAGGGCUCAACAAGUUCAGGAAAGACAAAUGAGACUUUUAUUUUGCCUUCAAAUUGUCCUAAAGCAUGCGGUAAUAUAAGUAUUGAGUACCCUUUCGGCAUUGGUAAUGGUUGCUUUUAUGCUGAUGGAUUUAAUCUUACUUGCUCGUAUGAUUUAAAUCCUCCAAGACUCUUUCUAAUGGAUGGCACUAUCCAAGUAGUGGGUUUUGAUGUGAAUAUGGCACUGAUUCAAAUUGAAUCACCGUAUGUCAUAUUGGACGCAGAUACAGAGUCCAUCAAUACCACAUUGAUCAAUAUCACGAAUUCGCCAUUCUCUUUGUAUAAUCAACUGGAACAACUAUUUGUGCGUGGUAAUUCAUACUCAGCAAUUAUAAAUAACAACGACUUGUACGUGGUAGGUUGCAAUGCUACUGCUAAUAUAGUUGAUCUCGGUACCGAUACCAUACUCGCCUCUUGUUCAUCAAUAUGCUCUUCCAAUACUUCACUGGUUGAUAAUGGAGUUAUAUUUGGCAAUGGAUAUUGCAGCAUUUCUUUGUCAAGCCUAAAAUUUAGCCAGUUUUUUUCAUUGACUAUUAAGUUAUAUCGUCCCAAUGAGAAUAAAGAUAAUCAUAUGAUUACCGGUGGUAGUUCCAACAUCAUAGCUCUCUUAUGCCAUGAAUGCAAUCCCAUUAACAAAGAGGAUCUCCAAAGUUUUAUAAAGCAGGAAAACAAAACAGGCUCAAAGGCACAUCUUACAUGGCGUAUUAGCGGCCGUCCUUCAUGUGAAGAGGCUAGGAAUUAUUUGGCCACUUAUGCUUGCCGCAGUCUUAAUAGUGAUUGCUACAACAUUCCUGCUGAUUUUGAGUCAUUCUACUCGAAUUAUACAAUUGGAUAUAUUUGCCAAUGUUCUUUAGAUUACAGUGGAAAUCCAUAUUUACCAGAUGGCUGUCAAUUAGAUACAAAUUUUACACGCAUUCCCGCAAAAGAUUGUCCUGAUAAAUGUGGAGAUAUCACAGUGCCUUUUCCAUUUGGGUUAAAGGAGAAUUGUUAUCGAUCCCAAGAGUUUGCUCUAUCAUGCAACGAAUCCACUCAGCCUCCAACUCUUCUUUAUGAUGGCUAUUCAAAAGUGAAAGCUAUUUCAAUAGAGGAUGGACAAUUGGAGCUCUCACCGAGUGUAUUUUCAUAUGAAUCAGAAUUUGAGACAUAUUUCCCCUCCAGUGAAGAACUAAACAUCUAUAAUUGGAUAAUUGGCUACGAGACUUGCAACAUUGCUAUGAAGAACAAGAGUAACUUUGCAUGUCUCGCUCGACACAGCUCAUGUUUGGACGUGAAAAUCACAAAUUACGAGCAUUCAGCAUAUCGAUGCAAAUGCAUUGGAGGCUACGAGGGAAACCCUUACGUUCAUGAUGGAUGUCAAGAUAUUAACGAAUGCAACUCUUCCUCCCAUGGUUGUAAAGGAAUUUGCAUAAAUACAGAAGGCAGUUUCAAUUGCACAUGUCCCCCCGGAACAUCAAAAGACCCUGUACAAGGAGCAUGCAUCCCUCAGAGAAAGAAAAUUCUUUUAUUAGGGGUUCUCGUCGGUGCAAGCAUUGGAAUAGGCCUUUUGCUCUUCUGCAUUACAUUGAUCGUCCUAAGAAAGAAAUGGAAGGAAAGAAAUCAAAAGAAAAUAAGACAAAGGAACUUCCAUCAGAAUCAUGGUUUGUUACUUCAACAACUUAUCUCCAUAAAUGAACAUGUGAAGGAGAAAACAAAUAUAUUUUCUUUGGAAGAAAUAGAAAAGGCAACAAAUAAUUUUGAUGAAACUCGAGUAGUUGGAAGGGGAGGGCAUGGAACCGUCUACAAAGGAAUUCUAUUAGACCAAAGAGUUGUUGCCAUUAAAAAAUCAAAAAUGGUUAAAAAGAGUGAGAUUGAUCAAUUCAUAAAUGAGGUUGUUAUUCUUUCUCAAAUCAAUCAUAGAAAUAUAGUUAAGUUGUUUGGAUGCUGUUUGGAAACUGAAGUUCCUUUACUAAUUUAUGAAUUUAUCUCCAAUGGGGUCCUUUCAGAUCAUCUUCAUGUUUUACAAGAUGAAAUAAAAUUAUCAUGGGAUAAUCGUCUUAGGAUUGUCACAGAAUCUGUUGGAGCACUUGCCUAUCUACACUCAGCUGCUUCUAUAUCUAUUUUCCAUAGGGAUGUCAAAUCAUCAAAUAUUCUUUUAGAUGAUAAUUUAAUGGCGAAGGUAUCAGACUUUGGAGCAUCAAGAUGCAUUCCCCUUGAUCAAACACACAUAGUUACUACAAUACAUGGUACGUUUGGUUACUUAGAUCCGGAAUAUUAUCAAACUGGUCAGUUAACAGAAAAGAGUGAUGUUUAUAGUUUUGGGAUUAUUCUUCUUGAGCUUUUAACAGGAAAGAAACCAAUCUACUCAACCAAAACGGGGUCACAACAAAAUUUAGCAAUAAAUUUCCUUCAAACAACAAGAGAGAAGAUGCCCUUUGAUCUCAUAGAAGACCAUAUCUUGCAACAAGUAACUGAGCAGGAGCUUCUUGAAAUAACUAGUUUGAUAGAAAUGUGUUUGAGUUUGAAAGGUGUGGAAAGGCCUACAAUGAAGGAAGUUGAGUAUAGAUUGCAGGGCAUAAGAAAGACAAGAAUGAAAAAGAGAGGACUUUCUAAUCCAGAAGGCAAUGUGGAAACAGAAUCCUUACUCAAUCUUUCAUGUUACUCUUCCUCAGAAUUGGUGAACCAAAUAAACCAAGAAAACUCAAGGAACUAUAGCUUAGAGAAGGAAUUCAUGCAGUCACAAAAUUACCCACGGUAAAUUUAUUUUAUGCAUGUACAAGUUCCUGUACAAUUUGCA
Zingiber officinale is the source of this 2936-nucleotide messenger RNA. RefSeq names its product wall-associated receptor kinase 2-like. The transcript has 5 exons. The record is from RefSeq and is a predicted model, not a curated record. Gene Ontology annotation, cellular component: plasma membrane. Bases 33 to 2897 code for a protein of 954 amino acids. Gene Ontology annotation, molecular function: calcium ion binding; ATP binding; polysaccharide binding. Gene Ontology annotation, biological process: cell surface receptor signaling pathway; protein phosphorylation. Lineage: Eukaryota; Viridiplantae; Streptophyta; Magnoliopsida; Zingiberales; Zingiberaceae.